AUGCUUUCUCGACGUCGACUUAGAUUGAUCAGUCGAAUGUUUGUACAGAUGUGCGACGCGGUCGAAGCUUGUCAUCGGGUUGGAGUGUGUCAUCGAGAUAUCAAACCUGAAAACUUUAUUUUUCAACAAAGGUCUGCUGAUGGAAUCAAACUUCCAUCAUCUGUGGUGGUCAAAAUCACUGAUUGGGGUCUUGGUACGAGUUCGUCUGCAUGUGAAGAUUUCGAUUGUGGCAGUAAACCAUAUAUGGCUUAUGAAUGUCGAAACAAUCUGAAUCCUACAUACGAUCCAGUUCAAGCCGAUGUUUGGUCUCUUGGGAUCGUUCUCCUCAACCUGUUAUACCAUCGCUGUCCUUGGGCUGAUCCCACCUUGGCCGACGGUGAUUUUGUUCAGUUC
Melampsora larici-populina 98AG31 is the source of this 393-nucleotide messenger RNA. RefSeq lists its product as uncharacterized. Gene Ontology annotation, molecular function: protein serine/threonine kinase activity; ATP binding. The annotation marks the transcript as partial. Gene Ontology annotation, biological process: intracellular signal transduction; protein phosphorylation. Lineage: Eukaryota; Fungi; Basidiomycota; Pucciniomycetes; Pucciniales; Melampsoraceae. The record is from RefSeq and is a predicted model, not a curated record. The transcript has 3 exons.